CUCUAGUUUCGAUCCCACCCCUCCCUUUGCCAGAUUUGUUUGCCAAACGGGAAACAUGAUGGGAACCGCGGUCAAGUACGUCGCAGCCCUCAACGUCGAUACGAAGCUGGUCAAGUUUUUCGUUUACGCAGUGUUCCGGGAAUCAUCGCGCGUUGAAGUCGUCGGGUCGGCAUACGAUCAUAUUGAAUUCGUCUACCCAGCGAUAGGACGUUUGGAAAUAGAUCCCGCGAAGCUAUGGAGUUGUGUAAUCACCACGAUCAAGACCGCGUUCGAAGAGGCCAACCUAACCGCUGACCAAAUCGCUUUCCUCGCGAUUUCCUGCCACCAGGGUUCGUUCACAUGUUGGAAUCGUUCGAAUGGAAUGGUGUACCACAACUUUAUCACCGCCCAAGAUCUUCGUGCCGAUCAGAUGACCAAGGACUGCAACGAGAACUUUAUGUUCAAGGCGUUCAAGAGCAGUGCCAGCUUCCUGCACUGUUUCACCCGAAGUCAACGGUAUCUGAACCAGAGCCUGUACGAGGUGACCAACGAACAUGUGACCAUGCGUCUCGCGUGGAUGCUGGAAAACAGUCCCGGAAUCAAGCAAGAUCUGCCCUUUGGUAACGUACUGUUUGGAGGAAUCGACGCGUGGUUGCUGUACCGCUUCCGGCAGGGCAUCGAUCCGAACAAGAAGGUCGAACACAUCAGCGAUGUGACGAGCUGCGUAGCGACAGGAUUCUACGAUCCUUUCACGCAAGACUGGGCAGAUUGGGCCGCAAUGCUGUACCCGAUUGAGCGCCAAAUUCUUCCAAAAGUGGUAGACAACUCGUUUCAUUACGGCUUCGUGGACAAGUCUAUAUUUGGCAGUACAAUCAGAAUUGGAACUUCGAUUGCAAAUUCUUCAGCUGCCCUCUGGGGAACCUGCUGUUUCGAGAAAUCCGAACUAUACAUCAAAAUGGACACGGCUGCCGUACUCAACAUCGUCACCAAAGCCUCCUGUCUAGCAUCCACCAACGGAAUGACCCCAAUGAUCGCCCACAAAACGGUCCACCCAAUCUCAGACCACGAAGAGGUAGCCUACGUGCUGCAGAAGAUCUGCACCGAUUGCACGACGGUCGUUGACUGGGCGUUAAAAAUCGGUCUCUUCACCGAACCACGCGAGGGCUCCUCGAUGGCCAGUUCGGUGUCCGACUCCAACGGAGUAUUCUUCAUCCCAGCGUUCAGCGUGUUUGGCGUUCGCGACAUCACAGCCGGAUCGAGCUUCAUCGGCAUCAAGAAAUCAACCCGCAAGGAACACCUCAUCCGCGCACUGUUCGAGAGUCUCGUGUACCGAAUCGCACUCCUCUACGUGAGUGCCCUCAAGGAAAUCGAAGCCCAAAAUCUGGAAGAAUUUACCAAAAUCAAGGUGGACGGAACCGUUUCCCAAAUCGACUUCAUCUGCCAAAUGCUGGCGGACACGGCAGGUUUGCCCGUUGAACGGAGCGAUACGGCGGACGCGUCGGCGCUGGGAGCCGUGUUCGUGGCCGGUAUCAACCUGGGAUUCUUUCGGAACAAACCGGAAAUGGUAAGAGGUAUCGAUAUCAAUCACAAGUGGGACCGUAAGGUUCGCCGUACCAAGCCAAAAUCGCUGGACGUGUACCUGCGGUUGCUGGUUAAGCUGUACCGCUUCCUGUACCGCCGGACGCACAAGAAGUUCAACAAGAUUGUUCUGCGUCGUCUGUUUAUGAGCAGAACCAACCAACCCCCGAUUGCGCUGUCGCGAGUGUCGAAGCUGUUGAAGCUGCGCGGCAAGGACGAGUCGACGAUCGCCGUCGUGGUCGGAACCGUGACCAACGAUGACCGUCAGCUGUACGUGCCGAAGAUGAACGUGUGCGCGCUGCGUGUCACGGACAAGGCCCGCGAGCGCAUCCUGAAGUGGGGCGGUAAGAUCUACACCUUCGAUCAGCUGGCCCUGCUGGCGCCGACCGGAAAGAACACCGUGCUGAUGCAGGGAGCCCGCACGGCCCGUGAAGCGUUCACUCACUUUGGACGCGCCCCUGGCGUGCCCCACUCCAACACCCGGCCGUACGUCCAGUCCAAGGGACGUAAGUACGAGAAGGCUCGUGGUCGUCGCAGCAGCUGCGGUUUCAAGAAUUAAGCGGAGAAAGUGCGGAAGUUCGGAACAAAAACACCCGGAAGGAAAAAUACGAUCGGUUCCUUUCAUUAUUCUCCUUGUGUAAUUAAGUGAAAUACAAAAGGCAAAAAAUUCCACCACAAAAAA
Messenger RNA from Culex quinquefasciatus (southern house mosquito), 2239 nucleotides. It is a transcript of the gene RpL18, whose product is annotated as 60S ribosomal protein L18. Gene Ontology annotation, cellular component: ribosome; cytosolic large ribosomal subunit. The record is from RefSeq and is a predicted model, not a curated record. The transcript has 8 exons. Gene Ontology annotation, molecular function: RNA binding; phosphotransferase activity, alcohol group as acceptor; structural constituent of ribosome. Gene Ontology annotation, biological process: translation; carbohydrate metabolic process. Lineage: Eukaryota; Metazoa; Arthropoda; Insecta; Diptera; Culicidae. Bases 56 to 2116 code for a protein of 686 amino acids.